Messenger RNA from Nematostella vectensis (starlet sea anemone), 312 nucleotides. RefSeq names its product histone H4. Gene Ontology annotation, molecular function: protein heterodimerization activity; DNA binding; structural constituent of chromatin. Gene Ontology annotation, biological process: nucleosome assembly. NCBI's taxonomy places the organism in Eukaryota, Metazoa, Cnidaria, Anthozoa, Actiniaria, Edwardsiidae. Bases 1 to 312 code for a protein of 103 amino acids. The record is from RefSeq and is a predicted model, not a curated record. Gene Ontology annotation, cellular component: nucleosome. The transcript has a single exon.
AUGUCUGGUCGUGGUAAAGGCGGUAAAGGUCUUGGCAAGGGUGGAGCAAAGAGACAUCGAAAGAUCCUGCGUGAUAAUAUCCAGGGUAUAACCAAACCUGCAAUUCGCCGACUUGCUCGUCGUGGCGGUGUGAAGCGUAUCUCCGGUCUUAUCUAUGAGGAGACCCGUGGUGUCCUCAAGGUUUUCCUUGAAAAUGUCAUCCGAGAUGCUGUAACUUACACAGAGCAUGCCAAAAGAAAGACCGUCACAGCGAUGGACGUCGUGUACGCCCUGAAGCGCCAAGGGCGCACUCUGUACGGCUUCGGUGGCUAA